Trichoderma asperellum CBS 433.97 is the source of this 1287-nucleotide messenger RNA. RefSeq lists its product as uncharacterized. NCBI's taxonomy places the organism in Eukaryota, Fungi, Ascomycota, Sordariomycetes, Hypocreales, Hypocreaceae. The record is from RefSeq and is a predicted model, not a curated record. Gene Ontology annotation, molecular function: monooxygenase activity; FAD binding.
AUGUCGCCUUCUGCUACCACUACGGCUGGGUUUGUUCCCAGUGACCGUCUCAAGGUGCUGGUCAUUGGAGGAGGCCUUUGUGGUCUGGGAACCGCAAUCUCAACCUCGCUCGCCGGCCAUAGCGUAACGGUUUUUGAAGCAGCGCCUGAGCUUCAUGAAAUUGGCGCUGGCCUCCAGAUCACGCCCAAUGCCAAUCGCCUGCUGCAGGGAUGGGGCCUGUGGGAAUCCCUGGCCCCUGUCGCAGCCGCGCCGCAACAGCUAAGCAUUCGAAGAUUUGACGGCCGACUUUUGGCGCAGAGAUUAGAUUAUGAUGAAGAGACAAAACGCAAAUACGGCGUCCCAACCUGGUGUCUGCAUCGAGUCGAUUUGCAACAAGCACUUCUCCGGCGUGCUACAGAAUUGGGUGUAGAGAUUCGCUUUGGCCAGCGGGUGCAUGACAUUGAUUUUGAGCGGAACCAGAUCACACUCGAGAAUGGAGAGACUGCUGUGGGAGAUGUAGUGAUUGCUGCAGAUGGCCUAUGGUCCGCCGUCAGAAACAAAUUUCUCGGCAUUGAGACACCACCAAAACCCACUGGUGAUUUGGCCUAUCGCGUGACAAUCAAUGUCGAUGAGAUUGACGACCCAGAGCUUUUGGAGGUCAUUCAAAAGCCAGGAAAUAACAUAUGGAUUGGACCGUCAAGGCACGCUGUUGGAUAUAACGUGCGCAAUGGGAAGCUGUUCAACAUGGUCCUUCUAGUUCCAGACGACUUACCAGAAGGUGUUCGAAAGCAACCGGGAAAUAUCGCGGAGAUGCGGAAACUAUUCGAAGACUGGGAUCCAAUUCUUACAAAGCUGUUAGCUAGAGUUGAAAAGGUGGAAAAGUGGAAGUUGAUGCACCAUCCUCCCCUUGAACGAUUAGCCAUUGACACUGGCCGAUUCUUCAUUGCAGGAGACGCAGCCCACCCCAUGCUACCGUACUUUGCUCAAGGCGCAAAUUCAUCUUUCGAGGAUGCAGCCGUAUUAGGACAUCUUUUGUCCAAAGCUUCCUCAAUCAAAGAAUUGCCAAUUAUUGCGGACAUCUAUUCCAGAAUACGACGAGAACGAGUAUCAAGAAUUCAUAGCGAAACUUUUGUUCAUCGCGACGACUUUCACCUACCUGAUGGACCAAAACAAGUCCAAAGAGAUGAAUUGCUAUAUAAUUCAUUCACUAAGGAUGACUGGACACAUCCGAAGAUUCAGCCUUGGUUGUGGUCUUACGAUGCGUAUAAAGCUACAGAGGAAGAAUACAAUAGAGUAAUCACGAAAUGA